Messenger RNA from Paramuricea clavata, 2157 nucleotides. The record is from the annotation of a GenBank genome assembly. Lineage: Eukaryota; Metazoa; Cnidaria; Anthozoa; Malacalcyonacea; Plexauridae.
UAUAUAAGAACUGACUGAGACUUGUGUUCAGCAUAAUCAGUUGAAAUACACAAGGCUAGCAAGAAGACGUUUCCUACUUGAUACAAGGAAAAGAAGUAUUUUGGAUAUAUACCUUAGCGGAUUGAUUGAAUUAUCGAUUGAUUUCGGAGGUAAGCUAUAGAUUCAAUUAAUGAUGUUUUAACAAUAUUAUGGGAUUUAGUUGGCUAGGAAAGAUAUAGUCUACAUGGAAAUGCUGAGUUAAUGAUUAAGCCGAAUGUGAGUGUGACGGACUUGCACCGCUCAAAUAUAGUACAGCAUAAUCAGUACGGCGAAUGAAGCAGUCAGAGUUUAUAUGUAGAGAGAGAAACUCGGUCAAAUUUCAUGUUAGGCUACGAAUCCUACGAUAGACUCAAUCAAUGUUAUUGACUAAGGCACCGUACGUGCAUGUACCAAGUUAUCUAUUUAUCCUGCAGAGACUCUGUGAAGUCACAUUAGUGAAAUGUGUACACUUGCUCGUCAACAUGAUUCCACGUUCUGCCUUUAAAACCGAGGCAAUAAACAUCUAUGUUUGACCUUAGAAGUCUCCAAGGAGUCAUAAAGAGCUUUGCAACUGACCUAACAGCUGUGUUUUGAUUCGAACAAAGACAAAGACUUCAUAAGGAAUAUUCCAAAUCUGCCACAGACGUCGUAAGCGUCUUGGCAUUUACCAGCAAUUUCCUUGAUCCGAACCUAGUCCCAACAUGGGCAAUAUUUGUAAAAUAUGCAUUCUGUUUACCAUCUAUACGUGACCUUCUCGCUAUAGCUCCAUUGUAUAACCCUUAUAUCUGAUACGCUAUCUUAUUUAUAGAUUCAUUGAAAAGCUAGUGAUAAAAUCAGUGAAGCAAAGAUGGAAAUGAGUGCGCUUCCAGGGUUUAUACCGAACGGGAUCAACGAGAAUCGACUUCGAGAAUGGUAUGCGAUGAAACACCUUGGAAAUUAUAACUUUCCUCCUACGAACGUGGCACAUAACAUGACCCACGCAAAUACGUCAAGUUUUUUUGACUGCCUUGAUCGAGUAGAUGACGCUACGCUCUCGUUCAUGAUUCACGAACUUGGAUUGUACUCGCUGCAAGAACUUCCAGAUUUACAAGUCAUGUUUGGUAACACGAACAGAGCCAAAUCAUUUCCUCAAUCUCAGCGGAGAUUCCCACUCAGGCAAUGAUCAUAGAAUUACGAAAUAUUUAUAGAUGUACUAUUAACAAUGGGGUUGUAAUAUAUUCUAUAGAAAUCACAGAUAGCUUAAAUUCCGAAAAGUAUGCUAUAUGUUUUCGCUUUCGAAUGCAAAAAGUGAUAACUUGACUCUGAAGAAAUUUAUUGAUUAUAGCAAUAGAUACUAUUCACUAUUUGCCAUAAAACGAUUAUUCUAUCAUGCAAGCAUAAAAAGUACUGUUUGAACUUCUAAAGUUACGGAAGUUGACAGUUUUAUAUGCAAAAUGCUGAAAAAUUAGAACAUAUGUUAAUUGUAACGAUAGUCUUCUAAUCUCAUAAGGUUUAAAACGAACACAUUGCUACUGUCACAAAAAAAUUCAUGACUCAACAAUAACGUUUCUUUAGAGACAAUUUUAUUACAGAUAUUGGAUGUAUUGUUAACGGAAACAGAAACUGUAUUAUUAGCUGAGUUUUAGAUACUCCAAUAAUGUAUAUGGCUAAGCAACUUGGUGAAAAACGUUUGCUACCUUGCUUGUUUUGAUAAUCUAUUCAGGAUUUUGCAAUCGUGUGUUUUUUGUUAAUGACUGAAAUAAAGACCACGCAUUUUUGUUUGAGAGUGUUUUGCAUAUUUGUGUGUGAUAGACAAAAUAGACUAAAUGCGAGCUACUUGGGUUUGAGUUUUGAAUAACAAUGGGGGAAAACAUGCACACUUUAUUUUGUAAACAUAUUUUAGAUUUUCUCCCCAUUCAGAUAACAUGUUCAGCCUUUAGGGUGGCAAAUUAGAAGAAAGGAAAUAUAGUGUGUAUAUUUUAUAUAAAUAUGUAAAUUUUGAGUUUUGUAUACGUACAAUGAACUGGCUGUAAAUAUAUAAUAGAGUCUAUAGAAUAUAAUAGAGAACACGUUGAACUCUGAACAAGUCUAUUGUAAAACUUAUUGCUGGAACGUGUGUUGUGUGAAUUGAGAAGAAUAAAAUGAUUUAUUUAUAACAAA